Molecule: messenger RNA, 876 nt
Organism: Trichoplax adhaerens
Lineage: Eukaryota; Metazoa; Placozoa; Uniplacotomia; Trichoplacea; Trichoplacidae
Exons: 8
Coding region: 1-876 (291 amino acids)
Source: RefSeq, a predicted model, not a curated record
AUGGAAAAAAAAUUGGCGAGGAUAGUUAGUCUAUUCGAUAGCAAAACUGAAGAACUCCUGGUAGGCCUAAAUUUGGAUAACGAAAACCUUAAAUCGGCCGAAAGUAAUAACAAUCAAGAUGAGGAAAUAAGGUUACCAGCACAUGACCUAUGGUCAAGAAAUCAUCCAUUCGUACAAGGAUUAACGUGUCGCCAAUGUGGAGCAGCUUUCGACAGUGUUUUUGAUCAGCGGCAACACUUUAAAUCAGACUGGCACGUCGAAAAUCUUAAACGAAAACUAGCUAAUCUUACCAUUCUAACAGAAAAUGAACAUGACGAAUCAAUAAAACAAGAUUCAGCUAUCGAUAGUGAUGCGAAUGAGGAAGAUGAAGAUAAUGAAGGAAAUAUUGUCGAUGACUCUAUCUUGGAAAAAAGAGAUGGUUCUCCUUAUCUCUGGUUUCGGAACUCCAAUGGAAAUUUAAUAUCAAUACAUCGAGUACUAUUAUCUGCAAGAAAGGAAACGACGACAAGUGAAUUAAUAUCAAACAGAUUUCAUCAGCUACUGAGCCGAAAAAAUCAUCAACUUGUUAGCAUUUUAAUGAUAGAUAGUUGCCGAUUUGCAGGGGCUGUAUUUCAAGGAUCUGUAGGAGCUAACAUUAGAAGAGCAAAUGAAGCGUCACUCAUAAAUAACACUCAAAACCUAUUAAUUUCUUGGAGCGAUCAAAUCACCCGCAGUAAUCUUAUCUUUAUUCGAUGUCCGCCAACGCAGAAAUUUGUUAUAUUUGGUGGUAAAGAACCAAUUUUGAAUAAAGGUUCGUAUGCCUAUUUGGUACAGGACAUGAUGAGAGGAUUAGAUAUAUUCCGCUUACAACAAGGGCACCUUCUUCCAAGGAAGUGA